AUGUCUGAGGACAAGAUGUCCGAAGACUCUCUUGUCGUUACCUGCUCAGUUUCUCAGAAUUCUGACUCUUUUAUACCCACCUAUGCCCUUAUUGAUACCGGAGCCUCUGGAUACGCUUUUAUUGAUGAAUCUUUAGUAUGCCACAAUAAUCUCACAAUGACCCACCUUAAAGUACCUCGUCAGGUAGAUGUUAUGGAUGGGAGGCCUAUUGAAUCAGGAAAGAUCACUCAUAUUGUCAAUGUGUCGCUGGAUAUCCAUGGUCAUCGGGAAACUACAUCAUGUUUUGUAACGAAGCUGGGACACUAUCCAAUUGUGAUGGGAAUACCUUGGAUGAGACGUCACGAUGUUACCAUUUGGCCGAAGGAAAAUUUACUUGUUUUUGACUCUCAAAGCUGUUGUCAACACUGUUCACUCAGUGGAACGACAGUCAUUGUCCAUGGAAUAUCGAUCCCUCUACCGGAACAUCAUACUGUUGUCAUUUCAGCAGUUGAGAAAUCCACCUUCGAAGUCAAGCAACUAGUACCAAAGGAGUUUCACCAUCGUCUCCAUAUGUUCCAAGAAUAUGAUGCUUCAGUCCUUCCACCACAUCGGCCGUCACAUGAUAUUGAGAUCGUAUUGGAGGAAGGUAAACGACCACCGCACGGACCGAUAUAUGGAUUAUCCCAGGUUGAAUUAAAAGCACUACGGGAAUACCUUGAUGAAAACCUACCUAAGGGAUUUAUUCGGGCCAGUGAGUCACCAGCGGGAGCACCUAUACUGUUCGUAAAGAAAAGUGAUGGGACUCUCCGGCUCUGUGAAACCCUGGCCAAGUUAUCAAGAGCGCAAUACUACACCAAGCUGGAUCUACGUUGGGGAUAUAACCAAAUCAGGGUAGCCGAGGGAGACGAAUGGAAGACGGCGUUCAGGACUCGUUAUGGACAUUUCGAGUAUACUGUAAUGCCGUUUGGAUUAGCGAAUGCCCCUGCCACAUUUCAACACUGGAUCAAUGAUAUUCUACGUCCUUACCUCGAUCAAUUUGUAACGGCAUAUCUGGAUGAUAUUCUGAUCUAUUCGGAGACUCUGUCGGAGCACAAAGAGCAUAUUCAGAAGGUUCUGAAGGUACUUGAUGAGAAUCAUGUUCACCUUAAGCCUGAGAAAUGCGAGUUUAUGGUUCAGGAAACAAAGUAUCUCGGCCUUAUUCUCACCCCGGAUGGGAAUAGGAUGGAUCCGAAGAAGGUUGUCGACGUGUUAGAGUGGUCUACACCGCAGAACCUUCAUGAUGUUCAGUUUGAAUGGACGGAUAAAAGGGAGGAAGCAUUCCAGACAUUGAAAAAGAUGUUUACCACGGCACCCAUAUUAGCGCACUUUGAUCCGAAUCGGAAAAUCGUAGCAGAAACCGAUGCAUCCGACUAUGUUUCUGCUGCAAUCCUGUCCCAACGUGAUGAUGAAGGAAUUUUACAUCCAGUUGCUUUCUUCUCAAAGAAGCAUUCCCCUGCGGAAUGCAACUAUGAAAUCUAUGACAAAGAACUUCUGGCAAUUGUACGAUGUUUUGAGGAAUGGCGACAUCAUUUGGAAGGGGCACAAUUCCCAAUCGAAGUCCUCAGCGAUCAUAGGAACCUCGAAUAUUUCAUGUCAACAAAGUUAUUAAACCGUCGACAAGCCCGUUGGUCGGAAUUUCUUUCACGUUUUGAUUUCGUCAUUCAAUUUAGACCAGGGAAACAAGGGGCAAAGCCAGAUGCAUUGACUAGGAGGUCGGGUGACCUACCUAAGGAGGGGGAUGAACGGUUGACGCAUCAAAGCCAGGUGGUUUUGAAGCGAAAAAAUUUGAAUUCAAAGCUAAGUUUGUUCGCGGGUUCUUUUUCAAAUGAAUCCGCUGAAGGAAUGUCCACUGUAGAAGAGUUGUUUUUAAAUGCUUACCAAAUUGACAGUUUCCCGAAUAAAGUACUCGCGAUGCUUCGGAACGGCGUCCGUCACUCGAAUAAGAUCUCGCUUGCCGAAUGUACGGAAGAUAAUAACGGUCGGCUACUUUACCGUGGCGCACUCUAUGUACCGGAUGUCAACGACCUUCGGCUAAGACUUCUCAAAGAAUACCAUGACAAACUAUCAGCAGGACAUCCUGGUAGAGCGAAGACCCUAGAGCUUUUGAAUCGAGAAUACUACUGGCCACAAAUGCGAAAGUAUGUCGACCAGUAUGUUAGGAAUUGCAAUGUGUGUGCCCGUAGUAAGGCACCACGUAAUGCGCCUUAUGGAGUACUCCAUCCCAUGCCAAUACCUGAUGGACCGUGGACGGAUGUGUCAAUGGAUUUUGUCACCGAUCUCCCCGAAAGCAAUGGGUAUAAUGCGAUUCUAGUUGUGGUAGAUAGACUAACCAAAAUGCGACAUCUAAUACCAACAACUAAGGAGGUAGACUCGAGGGAAGUAGCGAGGCUGUAUAUCGAUAAUGUUUGGAAGCUACAUGGACUACCUAAUACCAUGGUUUCCGAUCGGGGAACUCAGUUCGUUGCAGAAUUCUGUAGGUCACUAUGCGAUCGUCUGAAAAUAUUACCAAAGUUCUCUACUGCGUUCCACCCUCAAACGGAUGGGCAGACGGAGAGGAUUAAUGCCGUGAUGGAACAGUAUCUUCGGAGUUAUGUCUCCUAUCAACAGGAUGACUGGGCUCGAUGGUUACCAAUGGCCGAAUUCGCAACCAAUAACUACGCUUCGGAAACAACAAGAAUUUCUCCGUUUUAUGCCAAUUUGGGAAGGAAUCCAAGAAUGACUUUCGGCCCUCUGGAACAUGAUAAGACGACAGCGGAAGACCAAGCAAAUACCAUUGCACGAGAGAUGAAGGAGAUACUAGACGUUUUACGAGCUGAAUUGUUCCGAGCACAAAGGAUUCAAGAAGAGUCGGCCAAUAUAAGUCGGACUCCAGCGCCCCACUAUCGUAUGGGGGAUAAAGUUUUCCUAUCGACCCGCCAUGUCCUCACCAAACGACCCUCGAAGAAACUCGAUUGGAAGCGUAUUGGACCAUAUGUCAUUAAGCGAAUUGUUAAUCCCUAUGCCUACGAAUUAGAACUUCCCCAUUCUAUGAAGGUCCAUCCUGUGUUUCAUGUUUCGUUACUGUCGCCGGAAGCCAUUGAUCCCCUACCGGGUCAGCAACAAUUGCCGCCACCCCCAGUCGAAAUUGAAGGUCAAGAAGAAUGGGAAGUCGAAGACAUUUUGGAUUCCAGAAACCGUCGGGGAAGGUUUGAAUACUUGGUAAAGUAUAUUGGUUAUGAUGAAGCUUCGUGGCAGCCAUUGUCGGAUGUCGAACACUCGCCCGAUGUCGUCAAACGAUUUCAUGAAUGUUACCCACGGAAGCCUAAGCCUACCAGGAGGUAG
Messenger RNA from Morchella sextelata, 3339 nucleotides. RefSeq lists its product as uncharacterized. Gene Ontology annotation, molecular function: nucleic acid binding. Gene Ontology annotation, biological process: DNA integration. The transcript is spliced from 3 exons. The record is from RefSeq and is a predicted model, not a curated record. Bases 1 to 3339 code for a protein of 1112 amino acids. NCBI's taxonomy places the organism in Eukaryota, Fungi, Ascomycota, Pezizomycetes, Pezizales, Morchellaceae.